CUUGCCGCAGAGCCAGGUGCGUGGCAGGAUGGUGGACAGCGUGUACCGGACCCGCUCGCUGGGGGUGGCGGCGGAGGGGCUCCCGGACCAGUACGCAGAUGGAGAGGCGGCGCGCGUGUGGCAGCUCUACAUCGGCGACACCCGCAGCCGCACGGCCGAGUACAAGGCCUGGCUGCUCGGGCUGCUGCGCCAGCACGGCUGCCAGCGGGUGCUCGACGUGGCCUGCGGCACCGGGGUGGACUCCAUCAUGCUGGUGGAAGAGGGCUUCAGCGUGACCAGUGUGGACGCCAGUGACAAGAUGCUGAAGUAUGCGCUUAAGGAGCGCUGGAACCGGCGGCAUGAGCCCGCCUUCGACAAGUGGGUCAUUGAGGAAGCCAACUGGAUGACUCUGGACAAAGAUGUGCCCCAGCCACCAGAGGGCGGCUUCGAUGCUGUCAUCUGCCUUGGAAACAGUUUUGCUCACUUGCCAGACUGCAAAGGGGACCAGAGUGAGCACCGUCUGGCGCUGAAGAACAUUGCGAACAUGGUGCGGCCAGGGGGCUUGCUGGUCAUCGAUCAUCGUAACUACGACCACAUCCUCAGCACAGGCUGUGCACCCCCAGGAAAGAACAUCUACUAUAAGAGUGACUUGACCAAGGACAUCACGACCUCAGUGCUGACAGUGAACAACAAGGCCCACAUGGUGACCCUGGACUACACGGUGCAGGUGCCGGGAGCUGGCCAGGAUGGCUCUCUUGGCUUGAGUAAGUUUCGGCUCUCCUACUACCCUCACUGUCUAACGUCCUUCACCGAGUUGCUCCGAGCAGCCUUUGGGGGCAAGUGCCAGCACAGCAUCCUGGGUGACUUCAAGCCUUACAAGCCAGGCCAGGCCUACAUUCCCUGCUAUUUCAUCCAUGUGCUCAAGAGGACGGACUGAGCGUGGCCUCAGCUCCCACAACCCUCUGCCCGGGCGUUGCCAGGCUGGGUCUGGGGAGCCCCAUGCCAGCAGCUCCACAUGAAGAUCCUGGCGGUGUGGGGAGGGGCCGACUGCAGCUGGAGUGCAGGGAUCUGGGUUCAGCCUAAUGUGAAGGUGAACAAUACAGUCUGUGCCUUUUUCAGUUCCA
Messenger RNA from Myotis myotis, 1103 nucleotides. It is a transcript of the gene GNMT, whose product is annotated as glycine N-methyltransferase. The transcript is spliced from 6 exons. Gene Ontology annotation, cellular component: cytosol. The record is from RefSeq and is a predicted model, not a curated record. Gene Ontology annotation, biological process: one-carbon metabolic process; S-adenosylmethionine metabolic process; protein homotetramerization. Gene Ontology annotation, molecular function: glycine N-methyltransferase activity; glycine binding; identical protein binding. The coding region runs from base 29 to 916 and encodes 295 amino acids. NCBI's taxonomy places the organism in Eukaryota, Metazoa, Chordata, Mammalia, Chiroptera, Vespertilionidae.